Phymastichus coffea is the source of this 1078-nucleotide messenger RNA. Its product is annotated as protein lin-7 homolog C-like. Gene Ontology annotation, molecular function: protein binding. Gene Ontology annotation, cellular component: basolateral plasma membrane; synapse; cell-cell junction. Gene Ontology annotation, biological process: protein localization to basolateral plasma membrane; neurotransmitter secretion; maintenance of epithelial cell apical/basal polarity. The coding region runs from base 202 to 795 and encodes 197 amino acids. The record is from RefSeq and is a predicted model, not a curated record. NCBI's taxonomy places the organism in Eukaryota, Metazoa, Arthropoda, Insecta, Hymenoptera, Eulophidae. The transcript is spliced from 6 exons.
UGUGGACGUGUGUACUACACACUGUAGUUGCUUGGCUGUUUUAGAUCUAUUCUUGUCUGCUUAUGUCAAUUGUUUGACUAGUAAUAACUACGUUCCUUUUAUUUCUGUAAAGAUUGAUAUGAGUUUUUUUUAAAGUUCUGCUAAAUUCUUCUGUUGCUUAUCGGUGUAUUGGAAAUUGUUAAAAGAAAAAUUUUCAUAAUUAUGGCAGUUGCGUCAGAAACUCUUACACUCGGAAGAGACAUCAAAAGAUCAAUUGAAUUACUAGAUAAACUUCAAAAAAGUGGGGAAAUUCCCGUAACAAAAUUAGCUACUCUUCAGAAAGUUUUACAAAGUGACUUUCUACAUGCAGUUCGCGAAGUCUAUGAACACAUUUACGAUACUGUCGAUGUUCAGGGCUCACAAGACGUUCGAGCUUCAGCAACAGCCAAAGCAACGGUAGCUGCAUUUGCUGCAAGUGAAGGGCAUGCACAUCCACGAGUGGUGGAGUUACCAAAAACCGAAGAGGGUCUCGGUUUUAACGUAAUGGGUGGUCGUGAGCAGAAUUCUCCAAUCUUUAUAUCUAGAAUUAUCCCGGGUGGUGUUGCUGAUCGACAUGGUGGUUUGAAACGUGGAGAUCAAUUAUUAUCUGUUAACGGAGUGUGCGUUGAAGGAGAAAAUCACGAAAAAGCUGUAGAAUUGUUAAAACAGGCUCAAAACUCGGUGAAACUCGUCGUACGUUAUACCCCGAGGGUUCUUGAAGAGAUGGAGAUGCGUUUCGAUAAACAGCGAUCCCGACGACGUUCGCACGUACCUUAAAUGGAUUAAAAAUUACAAAAAUCAAACUCUCUAUGUGAAUCAAAAAACUAAUUAUUCACAAGUACCUUUGGUAGGAUCGAUACCUUCUUUGUAGAUUCGUCGUAGAUCUACGAGUUGGACCAACUUUUCAUUGUCAUUGGAAUACAAUCUUAUGGAAUUUUAGAUCUUUUAAUACUGUACCCGUGUAGCAUAUAAAAAAAGAAAUCUUAUUCGUCAAAUAAUGGAAUUGACUUGUCUGCUCACGUAUUCAGUCGCAUAACUAUGUUAAUAAAUUGUAUGUUUA